AUGGCAGUAUUCGUAUACGCUACUCGCCUAGAAGGAUGCCAUACAAACUCGGCGGUUGCGAUCUCCGAGUAUGACGUGAGCGGCUUUCCUGGAGCUGAAGGCAAGGCGUUGCCCCCUACGUACACUUGGACCCCUCUCAUCAAGGCCCCUCUGACAACCGCAGGCAACAAUGCCAGCCUAACGUCCCAAACACAUUCAUCCGGAUCACUUGCCGGACCAGGAGCAUCGGGGACCUCGUCCCAAACCAAUUUCAAGGGACCAGACACAUCUCAACAAAUUAAGGCGAAGAGAUGCCUCGCCUUUGUCGACGACUACAGAAAUGAUCGUCUCACCAAGAUAGAAGCACUCGUCGAUAUCAUCAGUACUGUUUCAGGAGUGGUUGCAAACACGCCUGGACGAAGAGUUGCUACUGUGGCAGAGCCAUACGCCACCAUGCUCGACCGCUGGGACUCGGAGAAAGCUCGAGUUAGCGGGAGGUCAGCAGAUAGAUCCCCUCUUCUAGAGGAUAAUAGGAGUCGAGAAGGACGCACUGAGCGAGGAGAACCUGCUCAGAAGCGCACCAAGCUUGACUUUUCAUUCAUCGGUAAAUCCGAGCAGCUCAAACCGCUCUCGGCCAACCUUCAGCGAACCAACGAGCUUCUUGCCAACUGGUCAAAGGACCAAAAGGAGGUUCUACGCCGACUUAUGUACCACAGUUGUUCUCCAGAAUUCCAUGAGUCUGGGUGGGAAGAAAUUAUCGCAGGCAGGUGCAUUGACCUCGAUAUCGUCCAUACCAUCAUCGUCACUUCUCGAGCGGUUGAGAAGCACACAGUAACCAUUGGGGAGGUUGAAAUAUGUUUUGGCACGGAGGCCACUAUGAAGAUUACGACCGAGUCAGAGUGGAACGCAGCAUGGAACCGAGCGGCUCGCGCUCUCAGGUUCGCUUUCCCUCACCGAAGGGCUGAGCUCGAUGCAUACUUUGAGUAUAUCUCCGGUAUGUUCGCGCAGUCUGCCAAAGCCGCCCAUGGAAAAAUCAUUCUGUUUGAUAAGGCAGUCAGGAACAGAGUCGGAUCAUCACGCAGAUACGAACUCUGCGACUUCGACGCCUUCCAAGACAUACAUCGUAUGUUUUUCCACCCUGUGUAG
This is a messenger RNA of Suillus subalutaceus, 1125 nucleotides long. RefSeq lists its product as uncharacterized. The transcript has 4 exons. The coding region runs from base 1 to 1125 and encodes 374 amino acids. NCBI's taxonomy places the organism in Eukaryota, Fungi, Basidiomycota, Agaricomycetes, Boletales, Suillaceae. The record is from RefSeq and is a predicted model, not a curated record.